UACUCCAUCGCCUGCUGCUUCAGCUUCUGCAGCUCCCUAGUGGUCCCACAGCUACGGCCGCCGCUUUCUUCCCCCAUGAUGGAGAGUGUUGGCGUGUACGGAUUCUGUGGGUGUAAAGCAAAGAACAAACUGAAGUGUGAUUCAAAGUGGGAAAUAUCCGCUGCAGAAACAGCCCCCACGUCUGCAUAUUCAUCUCCAGCCCGGAGUCUUGGAGACACAGGAAUAACGCCUCUCUCUCCAUCCCAUAUUGUGAAUGAUGCCAACUCCAACGUCUCAGAACAGCAGACAUUUCUUGUGGUGGUGGCCGUCGACUUUGGGACCACAUCCAGCGGCUAUGCCUAUAGCUUCACCAAAGAGCCAGAAUGCAUCCAUGUGAUGAGGCGAUGGGAAGGAGGUGAUCCUGGUGUGUCCAACCAGAAGACCCCAACCACCAUCUUGUUGACACCCGAGAGGAAGUUCCACAGCUUUGGCUAUGCCGCCAGGGACUUCUACCAUGACCUGGAUCCCAAUGAGGCCAAGCAGUGGCUAUACCUGGAGAAGUUCAAGAUGAAGCUGCACACCACAGGGGACCUCACCAUGGAUACAGACCUGACGGCAGCAAAUGGGAAGAAAGUCAAAGCCCUUGAAAUCUUUGCUUACGCCUUGCAGUACUUUAAGGAGCAGGCGCUGAAGGAGCUGAGUGACCAGGCGGGGUCGGAGUUUGAGAACUCCGACGUCAGAUGGGUCAUCACGGUGCCUGCCAUCUGGAAGCAGCCGGCCAAGCAGUUCAUGAGACAAGCUGCCUACCAGGCGGGCCUGGCCUCCCCGGAGAACUCGGAGCAGCUCAUCAUCGCCUUGGAGCCCGAGGCGGCCUCCAUCUACUGCCGGAAGCUGAGGCUGCACCAGAUGAUCGAGCUGAGCAGCAAGGCGGUGGUCAAUGGGUACAGCGCCAGUGACACAGUAGGAGCGGGGUUUGCACAGGCUAAGGAACACGUACGGCGUAAUCGACAGAGUCGGACCUUUUUGGUGGAGAAUGUCAUAGGAGAAAUCUGGUCUGAGCUGGAGGAAGGUGACAAGUAUGUGGUUGUGGACAGUGGUGGAGGAACCGUGGACCUGACAGUCCAUCAGAUACGGUUACCGGAGGGACACCUGAAGGAACUGUAUAAAGCAACAGGUGGACCCUACGGAUCCUUGGGAGUAGACUAUGAAUUUGAAAAACUUCUGUGUAAAAUAUUUGGAGAGGAUUUUAUCGAGCAGUUCAAAAUCAAGCGGCCUGCGGCCUGGGUUGACUUAAUGAUCGCAUUUGAGUCUCGCAAAAGAGCGGCUGCCCCAGACAGAACCAACCCACUGAACAUUACCCUGCCGUUCUCCUUUAUCGAUUACUACAAGAAGUUCCGCGGGCACAGUGUGGAGCAUGCCUUGAGGAAGAGCAAUGUGGAUUUUGUGAAGUGGUCCUCCCAGGGGAUGCUGAGGAUGAGUCCCGACGCCAUGAAUGCUCUUUUUAAGCCAACCAUUGACAGCAUCAUUGAGCACCUUCGGGACCUGUUCCAGAAGCCUGAGGUAUCCACAGUCAAGUUCCUCUUCCUGGUGGGCGGCUUUGCCGAGGCACCCCUCCUGCAGCAGGCUGUGCAUACUGCCUUUGGUGACAAGUGCCGGAUCAUCAUUCCCCAAGACGUGGGCCUCACCAUCCUUAAGGGAGCUGUCCUCUUCGGCCUGGACCCCGCCGUGAUCAAGGUGCGUCGGUCCCCGCUCACCUACGGGGUGGGUGUGCUGAACCGGUACGUGGAGGGCAAGCACCCACCCGAGAAGCUGCUGGUCAAGGAUGGCACUCGUUGGUGCACUGAUGUCUUCGACAAGUUCAUCUCUGCCGACCAAUCUGUGGCCCUGGGUGAGCUAGUCAAGCGCAGCUACACCCCAGCUAAGCCGUCCCAGCUGGUCAUUGUCAUCAACAUCUACAGCUCUGAGCAUGACAAUGUCAGUUUCAUCACUGACCCGGGGGUGAAGAAGUGCGGCACACUUCGCCUGGAUCUCACGGGUACCAGUGGCACAGCGGUGCCCGCCCGGAGGGAAAUCCAGACCCUCAUGCAGUUUGGGGACACCGAGAUCAAGGCCACAGCUGUUGAUAUAGCCACCUCAAAGAGUGUCAAAGUGGGGAUCGACUUCUUAAAUUACUAGCCAUUUUCCCGUGCCCCCUGCCACCUUGGACUCACCUCAUCUGCAUCUGCUGACCUCAUCCCUGACUGUUCUCCCUGGACCUGACCCUUCCCAUUGCCCACCUGAAUUUCAGCAGGAAAGACAGAAAGAACCAGGGCAAGAAACAACUACAGAUUUGUUGAAGGCACACGGGAGUCAGAAAAACAGUCAAAAUUAAGAUUUAGGUGUGGGUAUAGGAAAUUCAAGGAUCCUAGAAGAUCAGCUAGUUUUCAUAAGUAGCAGGGUGGUGAACCAGCUACCUGACAAGGCAUUCAGUACUUUCCUGAAGCAGUGGUCAAGUUUUGCUUUGAGCCAUCUCAGUUAAGUAGAAUUUGGGGUGCCCCGUUGCUGUCUUUGUAGAUUUGAAAUGAGAGUUUUGAACCAGAAGGAACUCUGCAUCUGAGAUCCUUUUAAUUUUUUUUUGGAUAGUAGUGGGUAUAAAAUGCCAGCCAUCUGCAGUUAAUUUCUCCCCAUCAUCACAGGAUUAAAGAGGUGGUUCAGGGGGAGUGUGGAGUGUUUUUAGCUGGUGGGAGAAGACUGCCAACCAUGGGCACUAUUUUCGGUUCUCAUAUAAUUUAAAUUCCAAGGAGGUUUGGUGAAGAAGCUGUGGCUGACCCACUAGGAUUUUGGGGACUAGCGGUGGUAAUACCUUACCUUUUUAGCAGGUAAAAUUUUGCUGCAAUGGAAAUAGAUUUUAAAGAGCUGACUUAUCCCAAAUUACAGUAAACCCCUCUUAUCUGUGGGGACACAUGCCAAGAUCUCUAGACUGAAACCACAAAGAGUGUGGAACCCUAUGUCUUCUAUAUUUUGACCUAUGCUUAUGAGAAAGUACGAUUUAUAAAUUAGGCCCAGCAAGAGAUGAAUGACAGCGACUACUAAUAAAAAUAGGACAAUUAUAAAAGUAUACUGUAAUAAAAUUUAUAUGAAUGUAGUCUCUCUCUCUGUCUCAGAAUAUCCUAUUGUCCUGUCUUAUAUUUUUGAACCAUGGUUGACAGUGGGUAACUCAAACCACAGCAAGUGAAACCGUGGAAAAUAGGAAACUACUGCAUAUGUUAGGAUAUAUAAUGCCACGUCCUGGUUUUCAUAUGUAAUUCUAGUUAACCUGGCAGGAACUUCGCGUGUGAAAAUGAGCUUGUCGUUUGUCUUGUUCACAUCACCUAGCCGAAAAGUCUAGAGUAGCUCUUUGCCUUGAAAACAUACGAAUUUUAGAUGAACCCUCUUUCCCCUGCGCUUUCUCUUCCCCUAAGAGUUUUGGCCACUCAUUUCCACAUUGCGAAAGGAAUGCACUGGUGAAAUAGGAAAGAAGGAUCUGUUCCAUGAAAUGCAUCAUUAAACUUUGGUUUUCAGAUCUGCUCCAAAAUAAUGUGUAGCUCUGUACCCGAUGGAUUAAGCUGGGCAGUUUAGUUUUUUUUCCCAAAGCAGAUCUGUGGCUUGCUUGCAUCAGAAUUGCCUGGGUGCUUGUUAAGAGCAGGUUCCUGGAUCUGAUCUCUUUUUAACUGAAGCUAACUUGGAAGAGGAAGACCAGAACCUGCUUUUUUUUUUCUUUUUUUUUUUUUUGUCUAUUGGAAUAGCCGCAGGUGACUGUGUCCAUUGGAAUUUGAGAAUUACCAAGUUUAGGUUUUGUCCAAGCUGAAGCACAGACCACGGGCUGUGCUCUGCAGUCUUUCCAUAAGAGAUCCCUUAGGGAAGAGGUUCCCCCCACACCUUGUCCUCGUAGUGCGUGGAGCGGGGCCCACACCAGCCUGGGCAGGGCCCUUUCAGCCCUCACAGGAACGUUCUGAGGAGCAAAAAGAUGGUAAAGAAUCAGCCCCAGGAAGAGGGCUCACUGAAGUGUAACCACCGCCUCUCCUUUCCCACUGCACAAAACCAGUUUCCUCCAACAUUCAGGAGCCAACUGAGGAUAAAGAAUCAAGAAUCUGACUCAGUCCAUCUUACGUGUUCAAAGCUGUCUUUUCCACCUGCUGGAAUUCAUUCCGAUUCCCAAUCACUGGAGGCAUGCAUAAUGAAUGAGCGGAGAGUGAGAGAAGUAACUUCGAAUGCAAGUUGGAUUCACAAGCCCAUUAUCAUAGCCAAUAUGCAGAUUUUAAAUAGCAUCUCAAAUCUCAUUUCAGGGUGUCUUCUUUUUCACGUUGCCUGCUGCAGAAUUCUCUGCUAGAAUGUGAAACAGGAACAAAACACAGAACUAGGGAACGUGAGUCCCACAGCUGAGCUGUGGGCUUUUGCAUCCAGGCACCAAGGUGUGUUUGCCAGGGGUCUCCUGCUGCCCACUCUGCUUCAAAAGCUCAAUGUCAUGGGUCCCUGUUUGGUGUUACUAGCUGUAGUCUACAAAGAAGACUCUUCAAUUUAGUUAUGAGUAAUAUAAUUUUAUGUACAUACAAUAUUAGAAUCUUGUACAGAAUCUUUAUUUCUACAAUGUGCUUUUGUUUACAAAAACAAGGAAAAUGCUUUUUAAUUUUUGUUGCUGAGAUUGCUGCCCUUCAUCUGCCAGUUUCAUUUCUAAAUUGCUCUCACUAGUCAUUGAUGUGUGCCAAUACCAAGCGAUGAACUGUGCACACAAGACUGAGCGGUAGUCAGAGGAGCCUAGGAGCAGAAUACUCUGAACACCCGGAUCAACAGCUUCACAGGACCUCUCCACGUGUGCGUCCUUCCCAAAGACUCACAGAUUAUAGGUAAAGGAACAUAAUGUACCAAUUCUCCUGUCCAGACUUUGAGAGCUGAACAUCCCAGUUCUGUAAGCCAUGGGACUAUGCAGAAAAACCUAUGAAAACUCUGUGCAUCUGCUGGGGUUGUUGACCUCUCCUUGUGGGGCAAAGCAGUCACUCUGAACACAAAGCUUGGCCUGCUGUGUGUAUGCCACAGUCAAAGAGAGGAGCCAAGUGGUACAUAAACCAAGCUUUUCUAUUGGGUUAAGUGUAAGUGUGAGUAAUAGAGUGAACCCUCUUUCCCUGCUAGUAUAAACCGCUUCCUGCAUUGCAUUAAGGCUAUCUCUUUGUCUACUCUUUCUCUUAAAAGACCUUAUAGAAAUCUGCACUGUUGGCAAAUUGAUGAUGGACAAGGGGUGAUAAUUAUCUGGAUUUUCUUCUGGCCUCUAAGGUGCAGCCCCUGGAGUCAAACUCCUUACACAAAAUCCCCAAAUCCACCCCUUUGCUUCACUGAAAUACUCUAGAGUAAGAGCACUGGAUAAGUACACUUGGACAUAUGCCUAAUCUUAGACAGUUUCUAGAAGGUCUGUGGUCUUGACCAGUUACGCAGUUGGUCAAGAUAAUAUUACUCAUAUUAUCUGAUAGUUGCCUUUCUUGGAAGCAGGGUUGUUGGUUUCCUUUGUAACCGCCUUUUAUGUGUACAGCAAGUAUUACUACAUACCGAGUGACAGAUAGGUUACGGACAGCCAUGAUAGGAAAGAGGAGGAGCCAUAGGAGUGAUUUUGCAGAGUGAUAGCUAAGAUGAAUCUAGAAUACAGAGCGUGCCCCACCCUUAGAAUGUUAUUUAGACCAAGUUUAGCUUUUAGAGUCCAGGUCUGGUUGAUUGCCAGGAUAGCAAUGAAUCGCAUGCACCAAUAUAAACAGGAGUCAAAAUGCAUUAUUAGUUGAAGAUCGAAUUUCACACGUAGAGAUGUAACCGCUGUGAUUAAGCUGCAGAUGUAUGCUGGGGAAUGGCUUAUGUGGAUGACUAGUAUACAAGUUGUUGGCCAUAAUGUCACUAAGACCUCUCAUUUGCUUGAAAUAUGGAACUAUAUUCUAAAAUCUCUGCUACUGGGGGUCUUGUUCACUACAUGAUAAAUCCAAACUUCACAGAACUUUGCAGCAGUUCACAACUGGGCAGGAUUGUACCUGAAAACUCUCUUGUCUUCACAGAUGUCUAAUAAAGUAAAACUCUGGA
Messenger RNA from Chinchilla lanigera (long-tailed chinchilla), 6051 nucleotides. RefSeq names its product heat shock 70kDa protein 12A (gene Hspa12a). NCBI's taxonomy places the organism in Eukaryota, Metazoa, Chordata, Mammalia, Rodentia, Chinchillidae. The record is from RefSeq and is a predicted model, not a curated record. The coding region runs from base 76 to 2154 and encodes 692 amino acids. The transcript has 13 exons.